AUGGCCAUCAGAGUAACUCCCCUCCUUUUGACAAUCCUCUAUAUGACGCACCAAGCCCUCUCUGCCCCAAUAACAAAGGAGAACCCUCUCCCACCUGCAACCACCUCCGCAGCCCUCGGAACCUCCACAUCCACCCAACAUCCAUCCGAACAAAUCCCAGGAACAACCCCCAAACGGCAUCACAUCAUCAGAGUAUCCAAGUCCACCAGCGACGAAACAGCAAACAACUACUUCUUCGACACAACAACCCUCCAACUCCUCGAAACGAGCCACCAAACCAAGCCCGUCCCCGUAUUCACAUCCUCCAACAACAACAAGGUCGUCAUCGUCACCGUCCCCGAUGCCGACUACAACAACAACAACAACAACGGCAACGCAAUUACUUCAUACCACGUCCAAGAGGACCUUAUCAAUACUCCCUCCUCUGUCUGGAACGGGAAGCAAGCUCAGAUACUCUGCCGCCGGCUCCGCCAGUGUAGGCAGCGCGUCUUGGAGCAGCGGCUUGGACUGCUUAUUCUGGGAGUCUCGCUUGCGCUUGCACUUGUUUGUGCUUGUAUGAGGGAGUGA
Messenger RNA from Trichoderma reesei QM6a, 567 nucleotides. RefSeq lists its product as uncharacterized. The coding region runs from base 1 to 567 and encodes 188 amino acids. NCBI's taxonomy places the organism in Eukaryota, Fungi, Ascomycota, Sordariomycetes, Hypocreales, Hypocreaceae. The transcript has a single exon. The record is from RefSeq and is a predicted model, not a curated record.